UUCUUUCAUUGAUGAGAAAGUAUGCAGGGGGAGAGAUUCUGAGACCAGGAGUCACACGGUUUGCUACCAACUUCAUCGCACUUGAUAGCAUACUCGAGAAGAGAGGAGCCCUACGUCAGAUGUUUGCCAGUCCCGAGUGGUAUGAUAGUAGAUAUUCUUAUGCCGGCACUGAAGAGAGCAAGAUAGAAGACUUGGUGACGAGACAGCCAUUCUGGCAGCGGGCUACUACAAUAGUCAAGGCUAUCAAACCAUUAUAUGAAGUGCUGCGGGCCGUAGAUAGCGAGAUCUAACCCCAGAUGGGGUUUUUGUAUCACAUGAUGGUUAAGGCAAAGGAUCAGAUUAUGGAGGCAGAUCCAGCACAUGGCCGGUCAUACAUCAACAUCAUUGAGCAACGGUGGGGAGCGCAAAUGGGUACGGAAUUACAUCUAGCAGCAUACUACCUAAACCCCCGGUUCCAGUACAGCAUAGAUGGAAUUGGUAUGGAUGAAACACUUCUGGAUGCUUUGCGUAAUGUGAUUUACAAGAUGGAGGCAGAUCCAGAAAAAGCGGCCCUAUGUCUUGAAGAGAGCAAAUUAUUUAGAGAGGGCAGCUACAGUUUUGGCCAACGAGCGGCUGUCGUCAGCAAACACAAUAUGAAUCCAGGUACGUGACACAUCAG
Messenger RNA from Phoenix dactylifera (date palm), 658 nucleotides. The record is from RefSeq and is a predicted model, not a curated record. Lineage: Eukaryota; Viridiplantae; Streptophyta; Magnoliopsida; Arecales; Arecaceae.